AUGGAGGCGGCAGCCCUAAAGCUGCUCCCUCCGGACACGAGAGAUGAGGGCACGCAGAGGUGCAGGGUGGGACCCGCCACCCUCUCCGCUCUGGGAGCCAGGAUCGGCGCCCCGCUGAGGGUCUCCCUGCCGGCCGGCUGCUGCUUGUGCACGGCGUGGCCUCGGCACGAUUUGGCGGACGGGUACCUGCAGGUGGACGUGAGCUGCAGAACCGCGGGUGUAACUGCGGGGGACCUGAAGGGCCUCACAUUGAACAUCGGCCAGCUGAAGCUUCUGGCUUAUCGCCACUUAAAAAAGGCGGCUGUGAAAGUGGUCCUAAAGAGCUCUGCACUGAAAAAGUCGACUCCCAAAACAGUGUUGCAGGAGACCAUCAGAGAACUGCUAAGAAAUGUUUACGUUUCACUUAAUUACGUUGUUACUGUUGCCCCAAAUCUUGAAAAUCCCGUGGUGUGUAUUGAAAUACUGUCUGUAGACCCUUUGACAGAUGAAGCUGGACUCAUAACCCCCCAAACAAGCAUAAAAAUUAAGGAGGUGGUCACUUUUGAAUGGUACAGACACUUAUCUGAAUCCAGUGCAAAAACUUCAGUUGCAGGACUAGAUGAUGUGGAAAAGUCUUUGAAAGAAAUUAUUGAUCUGCCUUUCCACUUUCCAAAAACUUUCAAAAAGCUCGGGCUUUCUGUCCCUAAUGGAGUGCUGUUAAUAGGGCCUCCAGGUGUAGGGACAACUCUGUUGGUAAAGUCAGUAGCGAGAGAAGUGGGUGCCUAUCUAUUCUGCAUCAGUGGCCCAGUCAUCUAUGGUUCAAGACCAGGAGAAGGUGAAGAAAAUUUGCGAAGAGUCUUUGAAAAGGGCAGGGAGAUGUCAUGUGAAGGCCCAACCAUUGUCUUUAUUGAUGAAGUUGACUCUUUAUGCCCAAAGCGCGGAGGUUCAAACAAUGCACCUGAAGAUCGUAUUGUUGCUCAGUUGCUAACUCUGCUGGAUGGUGUAGGUAGGGAGGGUAAGAUGGUCGUUAUAGCAGCAACUAACAGGCCUGACGCCUUAGACCCUGCACUGAGGAGACCUGGCAGGUUUGACAGAGAGGUUAUUAUUGGGACCCCUACACUUAAGCAAAGAAGAUCCAUCCUGCAGUUGCUUACCUGUAGUAUGCCAGUUUCUACAGACGUGGAUUUGGUGAAGCUGGCAGAAAUGACAGCUGGGUAUGUUGGAGCUGACCUUACAGCACUCUGCAGAGAAGCUGCCAUGCACGCUUUGUUCCACAGCUCCUUGGAUUCUGCUGAAACAGUGAUUAACACAGCAGAUUUCCAAGAAGCUUUUAAAAAAAUUCAACCAUCCUCUUUUCGAAGUGCAAUUGGACUAACAGAGUGUAAACCUGUCACUUGGGAGCAAAUUGGUGGUCUGGAAGAUGUGAAACUAAAGUUAAAACAGAGUAUUGAGUGGCCUAUGAAAUUUCCUCAGGCGUUUGCUAGGAUGGGUCUGUCUCAUCCAAAGGGUAUUCUUCUCUAUGGGCCAUCGGGGUGUGCCAAAACCACACUGGUGAAGGCUGUGGCCACCAGCUGUCACUGCUCCUUUCUCUCCGUCAGUGGUGCUGACCUUUUCUCACCUUACGUUGGAGAUUCAGAGAAGAUUUUGUCUCAGGUUUUUCGCCAAGCAAGGGCAAAUACUCCAGCAAUAGUAUUCCUAGACGAGAUUGAUUCCAUCUUGGGCUCUCGGUCCCACUGCCAAACUGGCCAUGGGGUCUCGGAGCGGGUUCUUUCCGUUCUUCUCAACGAGCUGGAUGGUAUUGGACUGAAAGUCACGGAAAGAAGAGGAGGCAAGCUGCAGCUUGAGGGUCAAUGUCAACAACAAAGUGAUGAAGAAAGGAAG
This is a messenger RNA of Merops nubicus (carmine bee-eater), 1860 nucleotides long. It is a transcript of the gene AFG2B, whose product is annotated as spermatogenesis associated 5-like 1. Lineage: Eukaryota; Metazoa; Chordata; Aves; Coraciiformes; Meropidae. The record is from RefSeq and is a predicted model, not a curated record. The annotation marks the transcript as partial. The transcript has 5 exons. Gene Ontology annotation, molecular function: ATP hydrolysis activity; ATP binding.